UCCGAGGUGUACCUUAACGCCUCACGGCAGCGGAUGUAGCAGCAGCAGCAGCAGCAGCAGACUACAGUACAUCGGCAACAAUGUAGCUCUGCAGGCUUGAAUAUCUUCUCGACUCGGAAAAGUACCGUAUCCUUAGAUUUGAUGUGUGUCGUCAUAAAGUUGCAGGUUGCCAAAAUGCGUUUGUGAAGAAAACAGGACGCAGGGACGCAAAUUACAAGGCAGAGGAAUCGAAACCGACGCCUGUAAAAUAUCUGCCCUCCUGGACGUCUGGAAGGGACACUGUGCUGCUCCUGAGAUUCCUCUUCUUAGAUUGCCUUUUCAUCAUCUUUUGAAAUGUCUACACUUGUCCGAUUACGUGUAUUGUAAGGUCGGUGAAGGCUGUGUAACGCUUGUGGAUCCCCGGGUACGUACUUGCACAGGGGCUGCCUGGUUAUCCGCGUUACCGCCCCGUUUUUUCCUCCCCUUGGAGUAACGCUAACAGCACGGGAAGACAGGAGAAGACUCGAGAUAUCUCUCUGGGUGUGGAUUAUAACGAAGACCAGCUCUCACCAUGGGGAAUACGACCUCCUGCUGCGUGUCCUCCAGCCCCAAACACCGGAGGAACAACCACUCAAGGCUCGAGCCCUACCGGCCGGAGCCGGAGCUGAGCCGGGAGGACACGGGCUGCAACCUCCAGCACAUCAGCGACAGAGAGAACCUGGACGAUCUGCCGAUGGAGUACAACCCCUCAGAUCAUCCGCGGGCCAGCACCAUCUUCCUCAGCAAGUCACAGACUGACGUUGCUGUGCCCAACAAGAAAGUUCGAGAAAAAAGGAAGAGCCUUUACAUCAACCACCAUCAUCCAGGCCCGGUGAGACUGAAGUACAGCUCAUGUUCCACCAUAUUCCUCGACGACAGCACCGUCACACCCAACCUCAAAUACAACCAUCAAUGUGUAGCCCUCGCAAUAUACUACCACAUAAAGAACAGGGACACCGAUGGACGAAUGGUGUUAGACAUUUUCGAUGAGAAGCUGCAUCCAUUGUCGAAGUCAGAACUCCCUCCUGAUUACGAGAAAUACGACCCUGAGCAGAAACAGAUCUACCGAUUCGUCAGGACGCUGUUCAGCGCCGCACAGCUCACUGCUGAGUGUGCGAUCGUCACACUGGUGUACUUGGAGAGGCUCCUGACCUAUGCUGAGAUUGACAUCUGCCCCGCAAACUGGAAGCGUAUCGUGUUAGGAGCCAUCCUGCUGGCAUCCAAGGUCUGGGACGAUCAGGCGGUGUGGAACGUCGACUACUGCCAAAUUCUCAAGGAUAUCACUGUGGAGGACAUGAACGAGCUGGAGCGUCAGUUUCUGGAGCUGCUGCAGUUCAACAUCAACGUGCCGUCCAGUGUCUACGCCAAGUAUUACUUUGACCUGCGCUCGCUGGCUGAGGCGAACAACCUCAGCUUCCCUCUGGAGCCCCUCAGCAGGGAGAAGGCCCAGAAGCUGGAGGCCAUCUCUCGGUUGUGUGAAGACAAAUACAAGGACUUGAGGAAACAAGCCAAGAAACGGUCGGUGAGCGCAGACAACCUGACGGUGGUGAGGUGGUGUCCGGCCAUCAUUUCCUAACACUGACCGCCUGCAGCGCAGAGAUGGCACCUGUCACACAAACUGAACUGUGUUUCUGCCAAGUAGGCAGGUCGAACCAGGUGGGCUGCAGUCCUGUGGAUCAGUGGAUCAGUCUGGAAUACACACACACACACACACACACACACACACACACACACACACAUGUACACACACACACACACACACACACACACACACGCACGCACACACACACACUCACAAUCUGGCACUUUGAUAAGUGUGACUGCACCCUCUGUGGUUGUUGUACAUAAAAGAAGUCUCACUGGGUGCCUGCACUGAACCAAACAGAGCUGAGCUGAACCAAACUGAAGAGUGUGAGUGAAAGUUGUUGGAAUGAAAGCUGCAGAAGAAGAAGAAAAAAAAAGAGGCCAAACAGAAGUAAAGCUGGUGAUGUGAGAGACUGUGUGAAGACGACGGAGAAAACAGCGUCCCAUAAUCCCCUCUGAGGCUGGACUGGCGUGUGCGGCUGAUUGAGGGAACCUGCUUGUACAUUCCUUUAUUUUCUAAUCUCCUGUUUCAGUUUCUGAGGCGGGAGCUUUUCUUUUGACAGCUUACAGGCACAUUAUGAAUUUUAAAAUGCUCAAUUCCUCUUUUUUUUGUGUUUUUUUUGUUGGUGUUUUCUGCUCCUGCAUUCCCAUCCAGCAGAAACCUCUGCUAACACAUCCAAGCAUACACAAAGAGAAGACAUGUACAUUCACUGUCGUUCGAAGUUUACAGAUGAUAAACUGGACAUAUCAUGACAGAGUCUACAGUAUUCAUUUAAAUUGUAGCCAUAUACAACUAACAUUAAAAGAGAGGGUCAGUGUUUGGCUUUGGGGGCUUUGAAAGGACCUGAGAAUCAUGUCUAAUUCCACUUCCUCAAUUAUUUCCCUAAAGGGCAGUUCUGACCAAAAAUGAAGUAAAGAAAAUGUGUGCUCUUUGGAAGUGAGAAAUCAGCCAGAGUUUGUUGUUGUCAGCAUUGAUCAACGUGUGAUCCUGAAUGCCUCUCAGCAUAGAGAUUCUGCGAUGGAGUCCUGAGGUUACUGUGGCAAUGGUUGAUCCCAACUCUAUUAAAAAACCAAGCAUUUGAAAGUUGUUUGCUUUUUCUCUUGCAUGAAUCUUCAACAUUUACACAGUUGCAUUAGCUACCCUGUUAGGAAAUAAAUCACAAUAAAAUCCACUGAUUUGUGUUUCAUAUGACUUUAGGAAGCCAGAUUUAAGUUGACGUGACCUGCUAGAUACAGUGAAACUAGCACUAAGCAGAGACAUUUGAGCAGGGUUUCUGGUAGUUUCUGUGGAUCAGAGAAAUCCUGGUACUGAUCCGAUCUAACCGGUCAUCAAACUGGGCACUGGUCAGCCUCAAGUAACCGGCAGCAGGAAAUUUCAUCCAGACUCAGUCCAUGGAAAAUGUACUGUGCACAUCUGGGUUUAUGUUGAGAGCCAUUGGUUAGAUUGGCUAUUGGUUGGUCAUUUGCAUCUGGAAAGGAAAAUAUUCACAUGUUGAGUCUAACUAAAGUGACUCAACAGAUGAUAUCGUGCAGGUUGGGAACACAAAGCAUGAAUGACUUAGCUUCACUUUUGGUCAGAACACGGUUUUACAGGAAAGCCAUCCAGCCCCGCCUCAAACACAGCUACUCACAUGAAGCAAUAUCCAUGCCUUGCUUUGUUGUUGUGAUGAAAUAUGAUGAAGCAUGCACACUUGAGAGGACACAGACUGGAGAACAGUGAUCAGAUUGUGAGACGUACUGUAGAGUUCAUAUUGUGUACUUCAAAUUCACUGCCAUCGUCCUGACCUGUGGUGCCUGUAAUAAGCUAGUGUAACACGUCUCCUCUUUCUACUGGAGGAAAAGAACAAAUGAUUUGAAGUAAUUCUUCUUUAACAUUUUGUACGGUUCUUCCAGCUUACAAACAAACAGCACAAACAGUUAUUGACAUUUAGGAGCCACUAAAAGCAUGAGUCUUCAGGGUUAAUUUUUGUUGUUCUGGACCGAAAUGAAUGAAAAGCAUUAAAUCCAGCUCUGCUUUCACAAAGAAAGAUUGUAUACAUUUUGCUUAAUUGUCUCUGUAAAGUGUAAAUACAGUGCCAGUGUGCAAAGUCUGUAGACUGACGUUGUACUGUAAAACAGAAUGAUGUUAGAAUAUUUAUAUUGGGUCAGUUCUUACUGUACAUGAUGGGAACGGUAAAUCUGUUUGACUCCUUGUUCUGAUGACAAAUCAAGCAGAGGAAGGUGAAGUGUUAGGAUUUGAAUGGGAGACACCACUUUAGAGUUUUCUCUGUUUUCUUGUGUCCAUGCUUUCUAUGUGUUACAUAAGUGGUAUAUAGAUAAAACAAGACAAUUCAGGCGCUAUAAUUUGUCAUUUCUUCAAGAUUUUUGAACUCAA
Molecule: messenger RNA, 3976 nt
Organism: Notolabrus celidotus (New Zealand spotty)
Lineage: Eukaryota; Metazoa; Chordata; Actinopteri; Labriformes; Labridae
Gene: ccny
Product: cyclin Y
Biological process (GO): regulation of canonical Wnt signaling pathway; regulation of cyclin-dependent protein serine/threonine kinase activity
Cellular component (GO): plasma membrane; cytoplasmic cyclin-dependent protein kinase holoenzyme complex
Molecular function (GO): cyclin-dependent protein serine/threonine kinase activator activity; protein kinase binding
Source: RefSeq, a predicted model, not a curated record